AUUUUAAUUUUUAGCAACAGUUGAGUUGAAAACGACCGCCAUGAACAAAUACAUUUUCGUCGCUUUUGCCCUAUUCGCUGUUAUCAACAGCGUGAGGUGCGAUUCCAGCGAAGAAGUCAUCGAUAAAGUCAAGUCCAAACACGUCAAGAAGCUCCUCAACCAAAACAAGGAACACCUUGACGAAGGCUUGGACAAGCUGGAACAAAAAUGCCCCGGAGUCACCCCGAAACUGAAAGCCGCCGUCAAAUCCUUCGUGGAAUGUGACGACAAAGUCGACGACUCCUUGACGAUUUGCGAAUCCAUCCAGAGCUACACCUUGAACUGCACUGCACCGUUGCUUAAGGUGAUCGACGACUGUCUUCCGCAAAACGCUAAAGGUCUUCCCACUCUGGGUCUUAAGAGUUUGGUUUCAGUGGCCGAUUUCUUGUGCAAACAAUCUGGAGAGGCGAUUUUCGAACUGGCGAAUCCGUGCCUGUGGGAAGAUUCGGAAGAAAACGAAAAUGAUGAAUGCGAACAGAAGUUAGAUCAGUUUACUCAAAAAUAUGAGGGUAAAGACGACAUUCCGACACAGGCUGAAAUUUGCACUCUUGCCACAGGCUACAAGAGCUGCGUACGAAGAGAUGUUAGUGCUCACUGUAAGAACCAGAAGACGAAGGACGUCGCCAAUGGGCUUUUUGAUGCUUUGGUUGCCCCUUGUAGCAACAUCAACGAAGUGUAAUUUUUGAAACCAUCAGUACAUGAAAUAUGGUUUUGAUCUGUUUAAAAUAAAACGAUUUUUAACUUU
Molecule: messenger RNA, 784 nt
Organism: Zophobas morio
Lineage: Eukaryota; Metazoa; Arthropoda; Insecta; Coleoptera; Tenebrionidae
Exons: 4
Coding region: 41-718 (225 amino acids)
Source: RefSeq, a predicted model, not a curated record